Messenger RNA from Mirounga angustirostris (Northern elephant seal), 3477 nucleotides. RefSeq names its product regulator of G protein signaling 20 (gene RGS20). The coding region runs from base 2020 to 2676 and encodes 218 amino acids. Lineage: Eukaryota; Metazoa; Chordata; Mammalia; Carnivora; Phocidae. The record is from RefSeq and is a predicted model, not a curated record. The transcript is spliced from 5 exons.
GUCAGUCACGUGCACCUCUCAUCUUGUCUGAUAAAAGACUUCCGUGUUCAAAAGAAGACAAUGCCUUAUAUAUAUAUAUAAUCCUUUCCGGAACCAUCAGUAAGGUGUAAGGCCUGCAAUAGGUGCAUGGAUAAGCAAAUUGUGUACAUCUAGACAAUGGAAUACUCAGAAAUUUUUUAAAAAGGAAUGAAUGAUUGAUAUACAUAACCAUCGUGAAAUAAUCAGGCUGAGUAAAGGAAGCCAGCCAAAGAAGAUUCCGUUUGUAUAAAAUUCUUAAAAAAUGCAAAUUAACAGAUGGUGGGAGAAAGUAGAUCAGUGAUUGUUGAGAACAGGCAGGAGCGGAUGAGGGGGGCCUGCGGGAGGGAGUCCUCAGGGGUGUGAGGACGCUUGCGGUGGAUAAUGCGUUCAUGAUUGUAGUGGUAGUUUCACAGGUCUGUGCGUGCCAAAACUUAUCAAAUUAUGCCCUCUAAACAGUAUGUGCAGACUGUAUGUUUGUUCCACCUUAAUAGAGCUGUUUUAAAAUGUGUAAGAAGAGACUUGGAUGUCAUUUGCCUUUGAUUUCUGAAGGCUGCCUUUAGUCAUGAGCAGCCCUACGAUGUUCUCUCAGAGGAGUUUGCUCACUAAAUCAUUAAGUCUUCCCAGGAUUUACAAACAUGAGGUGUGUACAAGCAAAUAAAAUGUGUUAACUAAUAAGAUACGCAGGAGGGGGCAGGUGGCGCCUGGGUGGCUCAGUCAGUUGGGCAGCUGACUCUUGGUUUCGCUCAGGUCAUGAUCUCGGUGUCCUGGGAUUGAGCCCCGCAGUGGACGCCACGCUGAGCUCGAGUCAGCUUGAGAGUCUUUCUCCUGCUCCUCUUGCCCCUCCCCCCCCACUCACACUAUCUCUUAGUAAAAUAAAUAAAUAAUAAGAUAAGCAGGCACAACUUAUUUUGUACUAUGUAACUAAUAGAAGAAAAUAUGCUUAACUCCGUAAAACUGUCUUCUUCCAGAAACCUCCAGCACACAUUACACAUAUGGGCAAAGUGCCAUCAGUCUUCUCAUUAAAGUCAUGAAGAAGUCAAAGGUACCUACAAGUACUGCUACUUUUCAGUAUUUACAGAUCUUCCUGGCCAAUGAAAUAAGACCAAGGCAAGGAAGCAUCUUGGACUUGGAAAGGUACAGAAAGUAAACCGACAAGUGUGACUAUUUAUAGACCAUAUGAUCAUCCGCCUAGAAAACCCAAGAGGAUCAGUAGAAAGACUACUAGAAUUAACGAGAGAAGUCAGCGGGGAGGCCAGAUAGAGUACCCUUAGCCUUCCUAUGCACCAAAAUAACUACUUAGAAACUUGAAGUGGGGAAGUAUUUACAAUGCAAAAACAGAUCCAUAAAAUACUCAGAAAUAAACCUAUCAAAAAUGUGCAGGACCUGUUUGAGGAAAGUCUUCAAAAUCUACCAAAGAGAGGCUCUCAAUGAACACGUAUUUCAUGUACUGAUUGGGAAGACCCAGUGUUGCAAAGAUGUUGGAAAAGUAGUCCCUUGAAACCCGCAGAUGUUACCACGUCACAGUCCUUCCUUCUGGGAAGCUAUUGGGAUUUUUUUUCUUGUUAAAGAGACCAGUUGCAUCAGUAGCUCGUAGAAAAUAAUUGCUUGGGGCAUCUCCUGCUCCCGGCACCUUUGUUUGGAGGCUGUGCUGGCUCAUCCUUGCCCCUCAGUGUCCUGAAUGAAGGGAAACCAUCGUGUCUCUGCUGCAAUGGCGCAGAUGCCUGGAGGAGCCCCAGGUUUCCACCCUAGGGGCAUUAAAGGGGGCUUGUCUCCCCACGACGUGAGCUGGACAGAUGUCUGUCUCCACCCUUUGAACAAGUGAGCCGCCUCAGUGCGGGCAUCCUGGACUGCUCCGGCUGGGCACUGUGGACGGGAGUUGUGAGCGUUGUUCCGGCUGUGGAGGAAAGGACGCUAAACACUUGACUGCGUCUCUCUUGCACUCUUGGAGCUACAUCCUGGAUAAAGGGCUACUCCAGAGGAUUCAUCCUGAUUUGGCAGCCCAUGCGAUCUGAGCGGACGGAGAUGCGGAAACGGCAGAUGCCUGCAGCCCAGGAGACCACGGACUCCACGCCAGGCCAGCCCGGGGCGGGGGACCGCGGGUCCAACACCUGCUGCUUCUGCUGGUGCUGCUGCUGCAGCUGUUCCUGUCUUACUGUUAGAAACCAAAAAGAACAGAGACCCAGGAGGCCCUCCCAUGAACUCAGACGAGAAGAGCUUCCAACCUGUGAAGAAAGCCCAAGUCCCACUCUGGAGGAGGUCAACGCCUGGGCUCAGUCCUUCGACAAGGUAAUGCUUACUCCAGCGGGAAGGAAUGCUUUCCGGGAAUUCCUCCGGACAGAAUUCAGUGAAGAAAAUAUGCUUUUCUGGAUGGCAUGUGAGGAACUGAAAAAAGAAGCUAAUAAAACCAUCAUUGAAGAGAAAGCAAGGAUAAUCUAUGAAGACUACAUUUCUAUUCUUUCUCCUAAAGAGGUCAGCUUGGACUCCCGAGUAAGAGAAGUCAUCAACAGGAACAUGGUGGAGCCAUCCCAACACAUAUUUGAUGAUGCACAACUCCAAAUCUAUACCUUAAUGCACAGAGACUCCUAUCCCCGGUUCAUGAACUCUGCCCUCUACAAAGAUCUGCUUCAGUCCUUAGCUGAGAAAUCGGUUGAAGCAUAGGAUGUUAUCAAAUAUAUUUAUUAUUAAUAAAAUAAUAAAAAAACUGAUGGACUACAUCUAGUACAGGGAACUUAGAGGUAGUAGUACCUUCUGCUAGAGUAAUACUUGGGCUGUUUUAAUAAACAGAUGCUUGCUUUUACAGAAGACUAUAUAUUCACAGUGUAAACAGUGGCCACCUGUAGUGAUACUUUUGAAAAAAAAAAACGGGGUAUGGCUAUCUUAGAAAAAGAUAGGAUAUUUACAUUUACGGUCAUCGCAGCAUGUUGUCAAUGGCAAAGGACACUCUAGAAGACUCUCUACUGCCUGGGGCGUGCACGUCCUCUGGAGCCAACCAGACCGCCUUUGUUUUGCAUGAGUGCAGUUAUCUGAUGACUCUCCUCCCAAGGAAAAGGCGUUCAAGUGUUUCUUAGCUACUCCUUCCUUCCGUCCAGCUGUUUUGAGUAUUUUGCUUCUCAGUGCCACCACAGGACCCAAAUUCCCAUUUUAUAAAGAUGUGUCACCACUACUCAUAAAAAUGGAAUUUCACUUUUAUCUUAGAAUCCGUGUAUGUAUGUGCACGUGUGUCUGUAACGGUUAAUGAAAGUCCUGUGCUCUUAAGUGGAUCGGUCGCACCUGUUUGGUAAGAGAAGUAGUGUUUAGAAAAUUCUUUUGUUGAAAAGUUAGCAUGAUUUUAUUAUCAGAAUCUGCCAACCUAAAGAAUGAAUUUUUAAUUCACAACUUAGUCGCGUUCGUAACAGAACUUUGAAAUGAGCAUAUUUCCAUUUUUAUUAUUCAAAGAAAUACAGGCAUUUUCAGUCUAAA